Molecule: messenger RNA, 1545 nt
Organism: Kwoniella shivajii
Lineage: Eukaryota; Fungi; Basidiomycota; Tremellomycetes; Tremellales; Cryptococcaceae
Exons: 5
Coding region: 1-1545 (514 amino acids)
Biological process (GO): DNA replication; DNA replication initiation
Cellular component (GO): nuclear origin of replication recognition complex; nucleus
Molecular function (GO): DNA replication origin binding
Source: RefSeq, a predicted model, not a curated record
AUGAUGGAAUCUAGUCUAUUCAGAUUCCUCUCCUGUACCCCCUCACCAUCUUUCAUAUACCUACAUCACCCCCAUCACCCCUCCACUUCCCUCCCUCCCCUUCCUUCAGAUGGUGCCAUAGCCAAACUCGAUGCGGUCGAGCACAACACACCCCGAUUACUACUCUCUGGCAUUCUCAAUAAACUUGGACAAGAAGAAGAAGUCAAUACAUUUGACGGAUUCGCAAUUCGUUUACGUUCUUGGUGGAAUGACAGAUCACACAGAGGAAAAGGUAAAGGUAAAUCCAAGACUAAAAUAAAUGGACAUACCAGUGGAUACGAUGGAUAUGAUGUAGACGAGGAGCAGGUGAUCAUCAUGAUUACGAAAGCAGAAAGAUUGAGAUUGGUCUUGGGUAAUGGCUGGUCCAUCAUAACUCGUUUAGCAGAACUCACGGGAGUGCCUAUCACAGUGGUAUUAUGUUCAUCAUCACCUUGGGAUCAUGUAAGACCAAUACGUGGAGAUGCGUUUGAACCUGUACAUAUAUAUCUCCCACCGCCAAGUAAAGAAGAAAUCCUAUCUGAACUACUACCAUGCUCGAGACACCCACUAUGGCCUAGAUUUCUAGAUUUGUUAUUAUCAACAAUAUUACCAAUUUGUUCACCACCAACAUCGGAAAUUCAUUACAUAUCAAUGUCACUUUGGCCUAUCUACACAGCUAAUUUACCACCUCAUUCCUCGAUGAACCAUCUCAAUCUGUCAUAUCCCAAAUCUAGUGUCAAUCCUCCAAGGGAAUUAGAUAUCACCAUCAAAUUACUAACAGAUCUGAAACACCAACUGUCAUUAUCAUUAGCUGCAUCAAUCGAGAACCUUUUACCUAGAUUAACAGGUACCCAUGAAUUCAAAAAUGCGUUAUUGCCACGCGUUCGAUCGACGAGAACUCUACCUAAACCACCUUCAAUGGAACUGAGUUUAGUGGAAAAGUUCUUGUUAAUAGCUGGAUAUGCAGGUUCUUAUAAUCCACCUAAAAGUGAUAUUAGAUUAUUUGGUAGAGGCGCAGGUGAACAUGGUAAAAGGAAAAAAGGUGGUGGAACAAGAAGAGCAGGAUAUGGUAGAACUAGAAUUGGAAAGGUUCCGCAGAGGUUAUUAGGACCAAAACCAUUCCCUAUAGAUCGGCUUUUAUCUCUCUUCUCGUCCUUAUACGCCGAACACGCUUCAAGACCCGAAGAUCUUCAAGCUGCUUUAGGAGGUGAAAGCUCCUCAGAAGAAGAUGAGUUUGAUUGGUUACCUACAGUAGCUGAACAAGCUGCUAAAGUAGAAAAGAAACGGAAAAGGGAAAGUGAAAGAGAGAAACAAUGGGAUGAAAACGUUGAUGAAUUGGCAAUGAGCACGAAACUUUGGGGCUUAAUACCGCAACUCGAAUCGCAAGGACUGAUGAAAAGAAUAUCACCCUCAGACAGACUAGAUAAUAUCAUGUUGAGGUGUGAAAUCGACUAUGAGACUGCUAAAAGUAUAGCAAAGGAACUGAAAAUCACUUUGGAUGAGUAUUUGUAUGAAGCUUCCAUGUGA